GUCAUUCGGGAACAAGCCGAAGAAGUGACAAACAGUCGUCUGCUUUCUCCUCCUAGGACCUCGCGGUGCAAAGCGCGGACUCGACGUUUGUAUGAUCAUCGAACACUGUGGUGUACAAGCAGCACUAGCAGAGGAGUAGUUGCAGGCAGCACUACGAUGACUACAUCAACGCCAAACAGCGACGAGGGAAAAAAAACAGGGGAAGUAACUCCAGUGUCUGUACUUCGUUGACAAAUUUGACUUUUUUAUUGCGCCUGGUCAGGUCUGGCUUUUAAUGCUGGGUAUGUUAUGGGCUUCGUCGGCAUCGUCAAUACUAGCAUCAGCUGCUCGUCGCCGAAGGCAGGUUUGCACCAGACUGAUGUUUUCCUCUGCUGACAUUUUCUCUGGACCUGCGAUACUUCUGUGAAAGUGGACGUCCACAAGAUGUCUCAUUAAGGCGUAACAAAAACAAAAUAAGUAACUGAAUCAAUGGUAAAGAACAUAAAUAAUGUUUGUGUGGGUGAGAGCAUCUGUUCGUGCAAGACUCUAAUAACUUCCAUUGCUGACUUGAUUUGAGGGACUCUUGUACUUUCAUCGAUUUUGUGCAUCCCCGUGAGGAAUAGGAAGCCAGAGAAAGAGAUUUCGAAGGAAUUGCUUUUCUCGGGUGGUAUAAAUGUUUCUGAAAGAGGACCAAAAAGCAAGAGAUAAGAAGAAAGAUGAGGUACCGACUGGUUACGCUUUUCCCCUUGACGAUUCUUAUUUGUAGCAUACUAUAUGCCAGGAGACUGGCAAGCAUUUCAGACCUGUUUAGUGCUACAAUCCGAGGAGCAGAAGAUCUUUCUAUAAAACACAAGAGAGAUUUUCUCCUAAAAAUCCCCUCAAAUGACCACUCGGACAGUUGCACUUUUUCGGAAGCAACCGAAGAGGAUUUCCGGAGUCUGCCCCACCAGGCCGGAGGGAAAUCUCACGAGGUUUCCUCCCCAACCGUCCACUGCCAUGUCAUCAGGGACUGUCCAAAGAUGGCGACUGUCCGAGUCACGUGUGUGUCGUAUUCCUGUAAAACGUUUGGACUGCGUUUUUCGAAAAAGCUUCAGAUGACGUCAGUGAGUGUCGAGGAGAUCUCGCGAGAGAUUGAGAUGGCGAUGGAGAACAAACUUUACUCGAUCGACAGUGUCCAGGACUACAUGUCUGCGAUCUGUCUUGAUGGCACGGCAAAGCAGACGACCGUGGAGAUCGCCCUUCACGGUGUCUCUCCCGCCGUAUGUCGAAAGGGAAUAGAGAACAAGCCUUUGGUGUCUGGAAAUGAGCAAUCGAAGAAAAAUAUCCAUUUUUUCUUCCUUCCGGUAUUUGUCGCAGUCAGAAAUGGAAACCCGACUGCCAGGAAUCUUUUCCUUACUCCAGUUCGUCCGCACGAUCGGUGGCUCUAGCCUCCACUUUAAGAAACAUCAGGCUACGACCUGGAGGGAGAUAGAGAAUCUUUCCACCUUCUUGCUUGGACCUAGUCAUCCUUCUGAGCCAUAUUCCUCUUUUUUGAAAGAUUUAAUCGAUUCAGGGUACUGCCUUCGACUGGAGGAUCUCUCUUGCAUCAGUUUUCCCGAAAAAGAGCAGCUGUUCUCCAAACUCAUUUCUGACUCCAAAAAUGUUUGUGGCCGAAAGCCGCUGAACCAGCGAGAACUCCGUCUGGACAUGCUUUGCUCAGAAGGAAAUUUGACAGACAUUGGACUACCACAAUGCAUUGACAUCACUAGUUGCCGAUGUUCACGGUGUGACUGAAAAUGGAAACCUGUUGCAACCCCUGGCAUCGGCAACAUUUUUCAAUGCAAAGCAUUUCAAAAACCCACAGGUUCUCGAUUUAGCCUUAAGAAAUGUGAUUUCCAGUUUGCUGUCGUUUAAAGAAAAUAUUGUCAUUAUUCUUAGCGAUGUUGGUUCCCCAAACCUGCUGAGGCUGGACCAGCCUGUAAGACUUCAAACUCAAGCAUCCAACCCACUAUUUGCAAUCAUGUCGUCAACAAAUCUGUCUCCAGCCUCCCUCUUUUCUGCCGAACAACUCGCGAAAACAAUUUUCUCUUUACGCGAAGUGUUCUUCUUCCUUAAAAACAUAACUCAACACGAGAAAAUGGCAAACUACAGUCUCCGUAGCCAGCUGGAGCUUGUAGCUCCCCUGAACAAAUCGAUACAAGAUUCAAGGGAGGCUACUUGUGCUAAACUUCAGGUGCAGCCCCCAUUAAUAUGUCUUUGUGAAAGGGAGAGCAUUAGCUAUGCCAAUGACACGGUAAUGGUGGGUUUUGCAGAAGUUCUGGUCGGUCUUAUUAAUGCCAGACUUCGUAAGGGCUUUCCAAGACAUGAUCAGCCAAGCCGGUUUUCAGGAUGUUCUCAAGUCGUAGGCGUGUCCUUCUCUGAAGUCAAAAUGCGCCAUGUUUCGAACCGGAAGGUGAUCACCAUGGAGCUUGUUAUGACCCUUGAAGGUUCAAACGAGAGAAUAACUCGCCGUGCACUUAUGGUCGUUUGGGAUUUGGAUAAAAUCGCUAAAGUAGAUUUUCGUCUGACAAAAUUUAGCAACACUAUCGAAAACGAGGCUGAAAUGCUUUCCUCGGCGAGUCUUGAACCCCAGAUUGAGGCUCUGUGUCAAAUCAAGGUUGACCUUCUUUCGCACACCGCUGCCGAGAAAACACUUUUACAGCGGCUGAAGCAGACGAAACAUUUUGGGGUCAAGCCAGCAGUCAUCCAUAUGCACGACAACUGUCUCUACCUUGUGCUCAGAGACUUUGGAGACAGUGUCAGCGUCCACACCAGCAACAUCUGCCGCGACCGUCAGUAUGACGUCAUGCUCCAUUUAAGCUUGGUCAACAUGGCGGCCCUGGUCCCGUUGCCCAUCUACGCUUCUGUUGGGCAUGCCCAAACCGCGUUUUUGGUUGUUAUUGUCAAAAUUUCCUACACCAUGACUACGUUUGCAUACAAAUUGCAUCCAGACUUUAAUGUUUCGUACGACAAAUAGAAUUAGGAGGUUACAUUAUUUUUUUAUGUGAUUUUCAGUUUGCAAUGAGUACUGUUAUAUUUUUGAGUAUGCAUGUUGUGCUUUGCUUGAGAGUUUUUCUGAACGUAGGUAAAAUAUGUGUUCAUUUGCAGCAGUUUGGUUUUAUUCCUUAAAAAAAAAAAGACUCAGAAUGAGAUUGAGUGUACGACUGAUGAAAAAGCAGACUUCUAGAGGGCUUUCAAAAAAAAUAUUUUCUGCAUCUGUACUGCUUAUAUUGAACUCCUUCCACAUUAUGAAAUACAUGUACGCAUGCAUGUUUACACCCUCACACACACAAUUUUUUUAUCUUUUCUUUUAUUUCGCUUUCCUUUCUUUUCUUACUCUUUUUCUUUAUUCCUGUCAUUUUUUACUUUCCACUUUUACUUAUUUUAUUUCAUUAUCUGUCAUUCCAGUUAGAUAAGGAAACCUUUGUAUUCAUUAAUUCGUUUUAGAUUAAAUAUAAAAUAAAUUCAAAACCCCUUACUGUUUUUCAUAGCUUCAUUUUUUAAGGUAAGCAGUUGAUAAUUACAGCAUUUGUUGAAUGGGGUUAGUCUCGUCUGCUGAUUUCGUUAUAAAACACAACCAACCAACCAGCCAGACAGCCAGUCACGUUCAUGCAAAACAUUUUCCUCCUUGAAUGAUGUGAAGCGCAGGUUGUCUCCCACGUGACGUAGUCGCUAACGACCCAAAAUAUUCGGCAACACACUGAAGGUGUCCCAUUAGGGGGCUAAGGUUUGACCCGCAUCUUCGACCCAACCGUCGUAGCAAUAUGGCGUGAAUAUUUCCCCCAGUAAAUUACAUUGCUGAGAGUUUUUAUCUUUCCCCUGGCUCCCAUUGUCUGCAUCUGCAGAGGAGUUCUGUUGGGCUUGUGUGAAGCAGUUCCUGUCUCCUGAGCUGCGAUUUGAUAUAGAAAAAAAAAUGUAUGAAUUUUCAUGAAUUCUUGUCUAUGAGUUUGUAAUUAUACGUUUGCAAUUAUAUGAGUGUGUAUGUAUGAGUUUGCACGAAUUCUUGUGUAUGCAUAUUGUUUGAGCAUGUACCCAUGGGAUAAAUAAGAAGAGAGAAAUAGA
This is a messenger RNA of Pomacea canaliculata, 4059 nucleotides long. RefSeq lists its product as uncharacterized. Bases 1979 to 2974 code for a protein of 331 amino acids. NCBI's taxonomy places the organism in Eukaryota, Metazoa, Mollusca, Gastropoda, Architaenioglossa, Ampullariidae. The record is from RefSeq and is a predicted model, not a curated record. The transcript has 2 exons.